Messenger RNA from Hippoglossus stenolepis (Pacific halibut), 1222 nucleotides. RefSeq names its product odorant receptor 131-2-like. The record is from RefSeq and is a predicted model, not a curated record. Gene Ontology annotation, cellular component: membrane. Bases 1 to 975 code for a protein of 324 amino acids. Gene Ontology annotation, biological process: G protein-coupled receptor signaling pathway. The transcript is spliced from 2 exons. Gene Ontology annotation, molecular function: G protein-coupled receptor activity. Lineage: Eukaryota; Metazoa; Chordata; Actinopteri; Pleuronectiformes; Pleuronectidae.
AUGAAUGUAUCAUCUGUUAAUGGCUCUUUUGUCGUGAAUGCGACGGAGCGAGACACCUUCACCUCAGCUGUGACUAAGAAUGUGAUGGUGACGGUGCUCUGCAUUUCCAUUAACUACAUCAAUAGUGCUCUGGUUCACACCUUCAGGAAGCACCAGAUCUUCACCUCGAGCCCUCGAUACCUUCUGUUCAUCCACCUGGUGAUAAACGACAUGAUGCAGCUGGCCCUGUCCACCCUCCUCCACAUCAUCAGCUACGCCCUGUACAAGAUCAACGUCCCCUUCUGCCUCGUCCUGCUCAUCGUCACCAUCACCACCACCCUCAACACCCCGCUGAACCUGGCUGGAAUGGCGGUGGAGUGCUACGUCGCCAUCUGCAUCCCCCUCCGCCACGGUCAGAUCUGCACCGUCAGGAACACCUACGUCCUGAUUGGUCUGAUCUGGGCUGUGGGUGCUCUUUCUAUCCUACCCGACCUCUUCAUCCUCCUGGCCACUGAGCCUCUGCAGUUCUUCCACUCCAGGGCGUCCUGUGUCAGGGACAGGGUGUUCAGGAGCAGCUACAGCCUGAAGAAGAGAGACGCAUCGCACAUCGUUUGUCUCGUCUUCGUUUGGCUCGUGCUCUUCUACACGUACCUCAGGAUUCUGUUCACUGCCAAGGGAGCGACUGCAGACUUUCAAAAAGCCAGAAACACUAUUCUGCUCCACGGCUUCCAGUUGCUGUUAUGCAUGAUUGUUUAUGUGAGACCCAUGUUUGAACAAUGUCUGCUCUACCUGCUGCCCCAGAACUACUCCACCAUACGCUUUUCCUCCUACGUCAUUGCCCAGAUCCUGCCGCGCUUUGUCAGCCCCAUCGUCUACGGACUGCGAGACCAGCUCUUCAGGAGACAUGUGAGAAGGUACCUGCUGUGUAAAGUCAGUACGAGCAACAACCAGCGGAAACACGUCACCGGGCCAAAAGUGAGGAUUCAACUGAAGUGACAGCUUCACAGUGACAAACCGCAAACGUCUAAUAUCAAUAUCCAGCAGAGAAACCACGUGUGAUCAGCCAUUUGGUUCUAAAUUCUUCUGAUUAUGUUUUCACUUUUUAAUAUCUAUUAAAUCAUCAGACUAAUACAAAUAAAAUCAACAAAUACUAAAACUCUAACUUUGAGUGAACAUUUCCAAAUUCUUCAGGUUUCAUUUGAAAAAUUCUAAGGUACAACAUUGUUGAGUUAAAAUAUGAGUU